GCCGUCGCCGCCGCGAGCGCAGUCCUACGUUCGUUUCAAACACAUUUUGACAUAUCAAUCAGUCACACCGUGAUCUGAGAUUAAAAAGAGGAGACAGUGCACACAGAUUACAAUGUAUCGUUCGGUAUCGAAUUAAGAAAUCAUGCUAAUGAUUGCUCCGAGCCAAUAAAUAUUAAUGCCAGAGUCAAAACUCGUGUCGCCGUGUCUGACAUUCAUAUAUCGCUGUGGACGUUUAGUUUAAUGAAUUUAAAUCGUGUAUCGCCUGCAUAAUUUGUUGGGACAACAUUGUGUGUUUGCGAGUCGUCGUUGAAAACGACUUCGUCACGGCUGAUUAACAUUUCUUUACGCCGCGGGUGGUGUUUUGACAGGUGCUACAGAAUGGCUUUCGAGGACCGAUGCAGCCCAAACCAGGCCAACAGUCCCGGGCCCGUCACGGGGAGAGUGCCGGUUCCACAUGGUGAUAUUCAGGUAAACUAUUGCCCUCCAAGUCAGUACACUUGCACAACAAUUGAGCCAAGGUACGAAAGAAACUCGCCAAAUAUGACGAUAGUUAAAGUGCAACCGAAUUCACCACCUCCAAGCCCCGAACAAAACCAAAGUGAAAUGGAGAAUUACCAUAAUUAUUACAGACCAGACACACCCGAUGUAAAGCCUCAAAUUCAGGACGAACAGAGAUUUGAACCAGAUAAGGUUAGAAACCAACGAGCGCAGCCGUCGGCACCUAUAGGCUUUUCAAUUACUAACAUAUUACACCCAGAAUUUGGUUCCAACGCACUUAGAAAAACGAACAAAAUCGAAGGACCAAAACCCGUCGGGCCUAACCACAGCAUACUGUACAAACCUUACGACUUAUCCAAGAAUCAGAACGAUUACCAGAAAUACAGUUUUGAUUAUUUAAAAUCGAAGGAAACGAACGAUUUUAAUCGAUUGCCGCCGCUCGGAGGGUUGCGGCAAACUGUUUCUCAGAUUGGGGAACAAAUUCAAAAAGAGAAGGAAUUACCAAAGAUAGUAGAAGCUCAGAAGAGGCCUGAUUCGGCCAGUUCGAUUGUGUCUUCGACUUCCAGCGGGGCGCCAUCGACUUGCGGGAGCACAGACACAAAUAGUCAAGCUCAAGGAAAUUCUGCAUUAUGGCCUGCUUGGGUUUACUGCACUAGAUACAGCGACAGACCUAGUUCCGGUCCUAGAAGUAGAAGGACAAAGAAGAAAUCCACCUCAGAAGAGAAGAGACCGAGAACAGCAUUCAGCGCAGCGCAACUCGCUAGACUAAAGCACGAGUUCACCGAGAACCGUUACCUGACGGAGCGCAGGCGACAGGCGCUGGCUGCGGAGCUUGGUCUCGCGGAGGCCCAGAUCAAGAUCUGGUUCCAGAACAAACGCGCCAAGAUCAAGAAGGCAUCGGGACAACGGAACCCGUUGGCUAUGCAACUGAUGGCGCAAGGCCUGUACAACCACAGUACAGCAACAGAAAGCGACGAGGAGGAAGAAAUCAAUGUAACAUAGAAUGCAAGGAGAAACUUGUUUUAUUACUGUGUAUUCUUAAAGUUCAGAUUUUCAAAGUGCUAUUAAAUUGAUAAAUCUGGUAACUAUUAAUAUAAAUGGCAGAAAAUUUAUAAAGUUGAGGGAACUCUUUGUCCACACAUACUCGCUUAACUUGUCAACGACUAUUAGCAAGUUCUAAUACAUAUUUAAAAAAAAAUAAUAAUUAUCUCUUGUUGAAAACUCUAAUUAAUCGAUGUGACUUCGUAAUGAAUAUAUUUUUAUAUUCCAAUUUCAUUUUUGAAAUAACACGAUACAUUUAGUGACAGGUGUUCGACGCUGCAAACAUUAAUAAGUCAAUGGAUAUUCAUGAUAUUUUUUCACCAUUGGUCUUGCUAUACAUACAUUGUCGUGAAUUGAUCAAUUGACUAAAACGGGCACACGACAUCACAAUCAGGGGGAAUAUUGCAACCUUAGUGAAGAGUGUAAAAGCGGAUCAUCUGGCAUCUGUCCUAAUUUUACUACACAGGCGAUACAGGGCUCUUCUCACCACUGAGCCAAUUUUUGCUCUAAUUUUGAUGUCGUAUGAAGACUGUUUUAGGUGUUAAUCAUUAUAAUGCUUUAAAUGUCAUUUACACACUGAGGAGUCAAUGUUUUCUAUUUGGGAAUGAUGGGAAAUCGUUAUCAAUUACGGGUUCGUAUAUAAUUUUGAUGGGAUAAAUAACCUUGUUGUGUUGAAAAUAUGGUAUGAUUUUGGUUGACUUGUUUUUAUUGGGUAUUUUGGGAAAACUUAUUGCCUAAGGCUCCGUGCACACACGUAAUAUUAAUUGUCAAAUCCUAUUAAAGUGAUUUAAAAUGUAUCAAAAUAUUUGUAUGUUCAUUUAAUUUAAAAAUAAUGAAAUGUAAAAGUGUAAAACAAGUAUUUUAUACCGCAGUUGAGUAUAUAGAUAAUUAGAUACUCUUUGAGCAUUCAAAGCACAUUGUCAAAUUACUGAACACAACAUCAUAAUAAAAGCACAUAUAUGCUAAAAUGUAAUGUUCCUUUUGUAUAUAAAUAGUUUUAAUGUAUUUAUUUAUUAAACUAAAUCGAUUCUGGUUACUAGAUAUUUUAUAAAACGGUUUUCAGAGAUAAGAAAUGUUAAGGUUAAGGUAAUUCUAAAGUUUAGUAGGUUAUUUAUUUGACUACUUAAAGUACCUUAUAUUUAUUGGAAUUUAUCAACAUUAAGAACGUCAUGGCUUAGUUAUUUUCUACUAAAAUAUCUCACUACACUCAAGAGUAAUAGAG
Achroia grisella is the source of this 2761-nucleotide messenger RNA. RefSeq names its product segmentation polarity homeobox protein engrailed-like. Gene Ontology annotation, molecular function: DNA-binding transcription factor activity, RNA polymerase II-specific; RNA polymerase II cis-regulatory region sequence-specific DNA binding. NCBI's taxonomy places the organism in Eukaryota, Metazoa, Arthropoda, Insecta, Lepidoptera, Pyralidae. Gene Ontology annotation, biological process: multicellular organism development; regulation of transcription by RNA polymerase II; neuron differentiation. The record is from RefSeq and is a predicted model, not a curated record. The transcript has 3 exons. Bases 379 to 1500 code for a protein of 373 amino acids. Gene Ontology annotation, cellular component: nucleus.